Molecule: messenger RNA, 1627 nt
Organism: Telopea speciosissima
Lineage: Eukaryota; Viridiplantae; Streptophyta; Magnoliopsida; Proteales; Proteaceae
Product: CDP-diacylglycerol--serine O-phosphatidyltransferase 1-like
Exons: 13
Coding region: 206-1480 (424 amino acids)
Biological process (GO): phosphatidylserine biosynthetic process
Molecular function (GO): L-serine-phosphatidylethanolamine phosphatidyltransferase activity
Source: RefSeq, a predicted model, not a curated record
GAGAGAGAGAGAGAGAGAGAGAGAGAGAGAGAGAGCUUUACUUCCCUUGCAGAUUUCGAUGAAUCUCUCUUAUCAUUAAAUCUCAGCGUGUGAAUCCUACCAUCUUCAACGGCCGAGAUCUACUUGUCUUCUUAUCGUACGGCUAGGGCCAGCUUGUCGCCCUCUUCUACUACGGCACAAAUUGUACAUCUUGAUUGAUUGGGUGAUGGAACCUAAUGGUCAUAGGAAAACAAAAAGGGAUCGCACUGUGCAAGAAAAUAGUGUUAUGAUCUCAUCAAAUUAUGCUGAACUGGAUCCAUGGACUGCAUGGGCAUACAAGCCUCAUACUAUUUCCUUUCUAUUUAUUGGUGCAUGUUUUCUUAUUUGGGCAAGCGGAGCUCUUGACCCAGAGAACAGUUCUUCUGAUGAUCGUGUUAGAUCUGUGAAGAGGGGUGUAUGGGCAAUGAUUGCGGUAUUUCUAGCUUAUUGCUUGCUUCAAGCACCAUCAACAGUGCUUAUUAGGCCACAUCCUGCAAUAUGGCGCUUGGUUCAUGGGAUGGCAGUUGUUUACCUCGUGGCACUUACAUUUUUGCUCUUUCAGAAUCGUGAUGAUGCUCAGCAGUUCAUGAAAUUUCUACAUCCUGAUCUUGGUUUUGAACUUCCUGAAAGAUCGUACGGAUCGGAUUGCCGAAUUUACAUUCCGGACAAUCCCACAAACAGGUUUAAGAAUGUUUAUGAGACCUUGUUUGAUGAAUUUGUUCUAGCUCAUAUUUUUGGAUGGUGGGGCAAGGCCAUAAUGAUUCGCAGUCAGCCCCUUCUCUGGGUAUUGUCCAUUGGGUUUGAGUUAAUGGAGCUGACAUUUCGUCACAUGUUACCAAACUUCAAUGAGUGCUGGUGGGACAGUAUCAUACUGGAUAUCUUAAUCUGCAAUUGGUUUGGUAUCUGGGCUGGAAUGCGUACUGUCCGUUACUUUGAUGGCAAAACAUAUGAGUGGGUCGGUAUAAGUAGACAACCAGAUAUGAUUGGCAAGGUUAAAAGGACGUUAGAACAGUUCACACCAGCACAGUGGGACAAAGAUGAGUGGCAUCCUUUGCUUGGUCCAUGGCGGUUCAUACAAGUUCUCAGCCUUUGCAUUGUGUUCUUGACAGUAGAGCUCAAUACCUUUUUCCUCAAGUUCUGUCUUUGGAUUCCUCCUCGGAACCCUUUGAUUGUGUAUAGGUUGGUCUUGUGGUGGCUGAUCGCAAUUCCAACAAUUCGUGAGUACAAUUCGUACCUACAGGAUAGAAAACCAAUAAAGAAGGUAGGGGCAUUUUGUUGGCUUUCCCUUGCCAUAUGCAUAGUAGAGCUCCUUAUAUGCAUCAAGUUUGGCCAUGGCUUAUUUCCCAAUUCAAUGCCUGUGUGGUUGGUAGUCUUCUGGGUAUCUGUGGGGUUAGCUUUGAUGAUAUUCCUGAUCGUGUGGUCUUGGCAGUUGCAUCGAACUUUGGGUAGAAAAAGGAUAUGAAUUUUCCUUUGGAGUACAUUUUUGUGUUUUAUUUAAUAGAUAUCCGUCCAGUUUGUACAUAUCUAUCACCUUAAUGAUCUGUAAAUUUUAUGCCGUUAUUUUGUUGUAGAGGGAGGCAAUCUAGUAUGUUGAGAAUGGUUGAUUUUU